Molecule: messenger RNA, 2321 nt
Organism: Pseudomyrmex gracilis
Lineage: Eukaryota; Metazoa; Arthropoda; Insecta; Hymenoptera; Formicidae
Product: dynein assembly factor with WDR repeat domains 1-like
Exons: 9
Coding region: 414-1664 (416 amino acids)
Biological process (GO): mRNA splicing, via spliceosome
Cellular component (GO): U4/U6 x U5 tri-snRNP complex
Molecular function (GO): U4 snRNA binding; protein binding; U6 snRNA binding
Source: RefSeq, a predicted model, not a curated record
UUCGCGGUUGCACGCGGUUCUCCUCAUUUUUAUUACUUCCGCGCACGUAAAGAAGAUAAACAAUUGUUUAUCGAUGAAUUUUCAGAACAUUGAUCAAGCGGAGUCUUGGCAACCGGUUGUACCAUUUUCUGAGCGCGAUCGUUUAUUCGCGAGACACGCUUUGAUCGUACUUUGACGUACACCACGAGACAAUACACGAUUUUUUGAUAGGUCUUCGGUACGGGUUUGGGGUUGGCGCGAGGGAUAAAAAGAAAAAACGCGUCUUCUCUCUACGUGAGUACGUCGUAAUAAUCCACCUGACGCGCGUGAUCACAUUUUAUAAUUAAAUCCGUGCUCCCCUCCAACAUCACGGACAGUAGCGAUCCGCGGGACCUGUCUGGAACACCCGGACGCAUUGUAAUUGGAAUGUCCACAUGAAGCUGCUGAAAUUCUUGCUUCGUUAUUUCCCGCCAGGUCUCGCGCUGGAGUACACGCAAGGCGGUGACGUCAAAACAAAGAUGAUCGAUCUGCUGGAUUUGUCUGCCGACACGGACGUAAGAGCAUUAGCCAAGAGCAUAAAAGCGACCGAACCUGUAAUAACCGAAAGUGUAAUGGACCAAUUAGUCGAGACCCUGCAGAAGCUCCAGGCCAAAGUUUGCGACACACGUGCCAAGCGCUACUACAAAUACAAAACCCUGAAGACUCAUCUUUUGCCGGUCACCGGCAUAACGUGCGAUAAACUAGGUAAAAGAUGCCUGACAAGCAGCUACGACCGAACUUGUAAAGUUUGGGACAUUGACAGUGGAGAGGAGCUUCUUACUCUCAAAGGCCAUAAGAACGUGGUCUACACCGUCUCCUUUAACAACCCGACUUCGGACAAAAUCGUAACCGGAUCCUUCGACAAGACGGCGAAAAUCUGGUGCUCGCAGACGGGUCAUUGCCUCGCGACAAUGUGGGGUCACGACGCCGAAGUGGUGGUGGCGAAAUUUUCACCCACGCAACCCAGACUCGCGACCGGUUCCUUCGACGAGACUCUGAGGAUAUUCCACGUGGAAACCGGUGAGGAGUUGGGCGCGUUAAGGGGCCACACGGCGGAAGUUAUUGCGCUGCAUUACAACGACGAUGGAAAUCAGAUUAUAUCGGGUUCCUUCGACGGGGCCGUGAACAUCUGGGACACAAGAACUUUAACAUUGACUCACGUGUUAAACGGACAUCGCGCGGGAUUGUCGAACUGUCUUUACAAUUUCGACUGUUCGCUGAUCGCCUCGUCCUCGAUGGAUAAGAGCGCGAAGGUGUGGGACGCGAGAACGAAUCGCUGCGUGGCGACUUUGUUGGGACACGACGACGAGGUGCUGGAUCUCGCGUUCGACAACGGAGGCAGAAAACUGGCAACGGCCAGCGGCGACACCACCGCGCGAGUUUGGGACGUGAGCAACAAUUUUGAACAAUUGGCUCUGAUGGAAGGUCACAAAGAGGAAGUUUCGAAAGUGUGUUUCAGUCCAAACGGCCAUCAACUUUUAACCGCUUCCUCGGACCGAACGGCCAGACUCUGGUCCGCGAGCGACGGCGUCUGUCUUCAACAACUUAGGGGACACACCGACGACAUCUUCGCUUGCGCGUUCACGUACUCAGGUGACAGCAUAAUCACCGCGAGCAAGGACAACACGUGCACGAUUUGGAGGUGACUCGACUGGUUUCAGAUUCGCUGAAAAUCAUUGACGACGUCACCGACUGUCACCAACGCGUUAGUUUUGCAACAAUUGUUGUCGAGAGCGUCGACGAAGCCUCGGAACACGCGGAGCGCCGCUAAUCAGAAGAGUUUCAAGUUCAAAUCGAGAUGAUUCCUUCGACAACGAAGUUUUUCGCGAAUUAAUAUUGGGAGAAAUUUCGCGAAAUCAAAGAUAGUAUCAAAGAUAGCAAUUAACAAGAAUAAAUAUUUUCUUCGUGUUACAAAAAUAAAAAUUAGGUUUUAUUGAUAUUUACUGAUUCGCACGAAAAAACAACGUGGACUGAUCAUCGAAAAUCCACCGACUUCUCAUUUCGAAGACUCGUACGACUGUCCGAAUCGGUAAAUAGUCGCUGUUUUUCACUUCUCAUCAGAGAUUUUUGCAGAAAGAUGAUGAACAAAAAAAAACAGAGUUGGAAAAUGCGCUGCGUUUGAUCUCGAACGUUAUUGCUGCGUUAUUUUGCGUAGUCACGGUUUACGUGUAGAAACUAUCCAACGCAAUAAUAUAAGUUAAAAAAAUAAGACACAUCUACGGAAAACACAUACAGCUUGUGUCGUUUUAUUAAUCAAUUAACAUCUGUCUUUUGAAAAUUUAAAUAGCAGCGCUAAUUUUUUU